Molecule: messenger RNA, 2423 nt
Organism: Brachypodium distachyon (stiff brome)
Lineage: Eukaryota; Viridiplantae; Streptophyta; Magnoliopsida; Poales; Poaceae
Product: U3 small nucleolar RNA-associated protein 6 homolog
Exons: 6
Coding region: 131-2197 (688 amino acids)
Biological process (GO): maturation of SSU-rRNA from tricistronic rRNA transcript (SSU-rRNA, 5.8S rRNA, LSU-rRNA)
Cellular component (GO): Pwp2p-containing subcomplex of 90S preribosome; small-subunit processome
Molecular function (GO): snoRNA binding; protein binding
Source: RefSeq, a predicted model, not a curated record
CACCCUCUUUUACUCCUUUGCCGUGGCGGCUCUCUUCUCCUCUCAUCCUCCCCUGCGCCGCACUCCCCAAAACCCUAGACCCUCCUAGCACCAUCAGCCCCGCGCGGACUCGCCGGCGCCGAUAGCAGAGAUGGCGGAUGCGGUGCAGUACCGCCUGGAGCGGAUGGCGGACGAGCUGGACGACCUGGAGCGGAGGGGCCUCUUCACCGACGCCGAGCUGGCCGAGGUGGUCCGCCGCCGCCGCGACUUCGAGUUCCGCCUCCGCCGCCACUCCCCGCUCAAGGCCGACUUCCUCGACUACAUCGCCUACCUGCUCCGCGUCGACGCGCUCCGCGGCCUCCGCAAGCGCGCCAUCAUCCGCGCCACCCCGGACCCUGCCGACGACGCAAACAACUCCGACGAUGAUGAAGAUCAGGAGGACGGUGCAACGAAGAAGAGGAAGAGGCGGAAGAAUAAGAAGAAGUGGGCCAAGUCCGUCUCCGACUACGCCGCCGUCCUCCGCGUCCUCGACGUCUACAGGACGGCCACCGUCAGGUUCAAGGGCGACCUCGACCUCUGGUUCCAGUACCUCGAGUUCUGCCGCCAGAAGCGCCACGGAAGGAUGAAGCAGGUUCUGGCACAAGCUAUUCGCUACCAUCCCAAGGUUCCUGGGCUUUGGAUCUAUGCAGCAGCAUGGGAAUUUGACCAGAACUUGAAUGUUGCUGCAGCGCGUGCACUUAUGCAGAGUGGUCUCAGAUCUUGUCCAGAAUCAGAGGAUAUGUGGAUUGAGUAUCUUCGCAUGGAGCUUACCUAUCUUAACAAGCUUAAGGCUCGAAAGGUAGCCCUUGGAGAGAACGUGAAGACACUGGAGAAAGACAGUGAUGAUGCGGGUCACUGGAAAGAGGAAAACAAAGAGCUGUUCAUGUCACUUAAUGAACAAGGCGGGAGUCCUGAUGAGUCUGGUUUGCAGGGAGUUGCUCUGGAGGAGAAGGAAGAUCUAUUUUGGCAACAAGGGCUGCUAAUCAUUCGCACAAUAUAUCAUGGUGCUAUGGAAGCUCUUCCGUCAAGCAUAACCUUGAGGAAGAAAAUUUUGGAGAUAUUAAAUAGUGUUGAGCUGGCACAUUCUGAAGACCUGAGAUUAGAGGUCAUGAAUGACCUGAAAAAAGAUUUCUCUCAUAGUGAGGACUACUGGGAUUGGUUUGCUAGGCUUCAGCUUAGUGACUCCACUUAUUCCAGUACUUCAAAUGAAAAGGAAGCUUUGUCAAAUAAGUUGGACAAAUCAAUUCAGGUGUAUGAUGAAGCUGUCAGAAAGUUGCCUACCUCCAAGAUGUACUCCAUGUACGCAAAAUUUUGGUUGGGUGUUCUGUUCUCUGACAGAGAGGAUUCUAUCUCAUUAUUCCAUGAUGCUGAAUUUGAUGCUUCGGAAUACACUUCAUCUGUACUGAAAGUUUUUAAGAAUGCUGAAUCGUGUGGAUGUCUCACUGAGGAUCUUGCCUGCCAAUAUGUCUCUCUUUGUUUGAAACUAGGACGAUUAGAGGAAGCACCUGAAAGAUUGGAAGAAGCUAAGAAUCUUGCAGAAAAACUCUGCAAUGGUCCUCUUUCAAAGGCUGCAAAUCUGUGGAACCUGAGAGCUUCUCUAGAGAUAAACUCACUUGCAACUGCUACUGGCAGCCUUUCCUUUAGCGAGGAGAACUUGAGUUCUCUGUUUGAUCUAUUUAAUGCUGUACUUCUGAAGUUGUCCAUAGCCGAGGCUGAGGGACUGUGGCAUACGGCCAUGAAACUGUUUUCUCAUGACAAGAGAUUUUUCAAGAAGCUGGUGAAAUCUGCAAUGUUAUCAUUAAGUUCAGCUGGCGGUAGUGAUUGCGGAGCAUCAGUUUCUUCUGCCAUUGUUGGAUGGGUUUCGCAAAAGGAUGGUAUUAAGCAAGCUAGGAAGAUGUACAAGAGAUUCUUGGCUUUACCGCGCCCCAGUCUUAAAUUCUUCCAGUUCUGCAUAGAGCUGGAAGCUAACCUUGCAUCCCUGGGAAUCGACGAUGCCAUUGCAAAUGCGCGCAAGCUGUAUGAUUCAGCAAUCAACUUCUAUCCCCAAGAAAGAGAAGUAUGGAGAAACUACUACAACAUGGAGUUAAAGGUGGGAACAUCAGAAACGGCAGAUGCUAUCUACUGGCGCGCUCGCAAGGUGCUUGAUGACUCCACUGCAAUCACCGUUCCCCGUAGCUAGCAGCGUGUGACGUUGUGUACCAUGUAAUACCAUUUUUGAUUGGAUUGAUUUGUCUGUUGCUAUAGGCAUAUGUAAGCAAGUCGACACAAAUUUUGGCUUCUUGGAAUUGUUUUAUGCACUUGUGCGGUGUAAUGAGAAAAACCUCAUGUUUGCUGAAUCCUGAAGGUGUAACCAAACAAUACCAGCAGCGUUGGAGCAAGUAAUGCAGUUCGAGAAAUUAUCUGUA